Molecule: messenger RNA, 498 nt
Organism: Schistocerca gregaria
Lineage: Eukaryota; Metazoa; Arthropoda; Insecta; Orthoptera; Acrididae
Exons: 3
Coding region: 1-498 (165 amino acids)
Molecular function (GO): acyltransferase activity, transferring groups other than amino-acyl groups
Source: RefSeq, a predicted model, not a curated record
AUGCCGCCGUGUCACUCUGCACACGAUGUGGAGGUGUCUCUUCAAGACCAGUGGGCCGCUCUCCCUCAGGACAUCAGGUGCAUAAUCAACUCGAUGUUGGACUCUGUUUCGACAUGUACUGCACGCAACAGUACGAGGGCACGGCGUCGCGCAGAGCAUUCGCUGCGUACGACUACAUCAAGUCGCUGGUGCAGCCGGACGGACGUGUUCACGCGCUACGGCGUGGACUGCUACCUGACCGCGCUGGGCCUCUCCGUGGACCCCGAGUACAGGGGGCAGGGCGUGGGCGAGCAGCUGCUGAGGGCCCGCUGGGACCUGUGCAGGGCCCUCGGCAUACCGCUCACCGUCACCUGGUUCUCCGCCACGGCGUCGCAGGUACUGGCUGAACGAAUUGGUUUCGAAGUGCUGGCUGAAGUACCGUACGCUGAAUACGACGAUCCGGACAUUAAAAGGAGCAGUACGCCCAUCACGAAGCUAAUGGCAGCACGAAUAACGUAG